Messenger RNA from Puccinia triticina, 1299 nucleotides. RefSeq lists its product as uncharacterized. The transcript has 8 exons. Gene Ontology annotation, molecular function: adenosylhomocysteinase activity. The record is from RefSeq and is a predicted model, not a curated record. NCBI's taxonomy places the organism in Eukaryota, Fungi, Basidiomycota, Pucciniomycetes, Pucciniales, Pucciniaceae. Gene Ontology annotation, cellular component: cytosol. The coding region runs from base 1 to 1299 and encodes 432 amino acids. Gene Ontology annotation, biological process: L-methionine cycle.
AUGGUCUACAAAGUUGCCGAUGUCUCCCUUGCUGCGUGGGGUCGCAAAGAAAUCGAGUUGGCUGAAAAUGAGAUGCCUGGUCUGAUGUACCUUCGAAAGAAGUACGGCAAGUCCCAGCCUUUGAAGGGAGCCCGGAUUGCUGGUUGUCUUCACAUGACCAUCCAGACCGCUGUACUGAUCGAAACUCUUACUGCUCUUGGUGCGCAGGUCACUUGGUCCUCGUGCAACAUCUUUUCCACCCAGGACCACGCCGCAGCUGCCAUUGCUGCUACCGGCGUGCCCGUGUUUGCCUGGAAAGGUGAAACAGAAGAGGAAUACCUUUGGUGUAUCGAACAAACCCUGGCCGCUUUCCCUGACGGCAAACCCCUCAACAUGAUCUUGGACGAUGGUGGUGACUUGACAUCUCUUGUACAUGACAAGUUCCCCCAAUACUUGGAUGGAAUUGGCGGUGUUUCCGAAGAGACCACUACCGGUGUUCACCACCUUUACAAGCUCCACAAGCAAGGCAAACUGAAAGUACCUGCCAUCAAUGUUAACGAUUCGGUCACCAAAUCGAAAUUCGACAACUACUACGGAUGUCGAGAGUCCCUAGUUGACGGUAUCAAGCGAGCCACCGAUGUCAUGUUGGCUGGUAAGGUAGCCGUCGUCGCCGGAUUCGGUGAUGUCGGUAAAGGGUGUGCCCAAAGUUUGGCCAGUUACGGUGCCCGAGUCGUCGUCACUGAGAUCGACCCAAUCAACGCCCUCCAAGCCGCCAUGGCCGGUUAUGAGGUCACCACCAUGGAAGACGUUGCUCACCGAGCCAACAUCUUCGUCACCACAACUGGAUGCCGGGACAUCAUUGUCGGCAAGCACUUCGAGGCUAUGCCCGAGGACGCCAUCGUCUGCAAUAUUGGUCACUUCGACAUCGAAGUUGAUGUGGCUUGGUUGAAGAAGACUGCCACAUCGGUCAGCAACAUCAAGCCUCAAGUUGACCGUUACACGAUGCCUUCCGGCCGCCACAUCAUCCUCCUCGCCGAAGGUCGACUAGUCAACCUCGGCUGUGCCCACGGCCACCCGUCCUUCGUGAUGUCCUGCUCGUUUGCCAACCAAACCUUGGCCCAGAUCGCCCUCUGGGAAGACAAGAACAACACCACAUACCCUCUCGGUGUUCACAUGCUCCCGAAAGCCCUCGAUGAGGAAGUCGCCCGAGCUCAUCUACACGCCCUUAACGUCAAAUUAACCAACAUGUCCGAGGCCCAGGCUGAGUACCUCGGCAUCAACCCCGCCGGGCCUUACAAAGUCGAUCACUACCGUUACUAA